Nanorana parkeri is the source of this 1638-nucleotide messenger RNA. Its product is annotated as astacin-like metalloendopeptidase. The record is from RefSeq and is a predicted model, not a curated record. Bases 1 to 1638 code for a protein of 545 amino acids. Gene Ontology annotation, biological process: proteolysis. Gene Ontology annotation, molecular function: zinc ion binding; metalloendopeptidase activity. NCBI's taxonomy places the organism in Eukaryota, Metazoa, Chordata, Amphibia, Anura, Dicroglossidae. The transcript has 14 exons.
AUGAGGGUGAUCGCCCCCAACAGACCCAACAGCCCUUGGACCUUGGUUGCUGGCAGGAUCCGUCCCCAGUAUAAAGGAUCAGGGAAAGGAGAAGUGAGGUCACUGAGGUAUAAGUCCCGUACACCGCAGACCAUGAGGAGCGCCCUUCAUACCGGGCUCACCUGGCUGUGCAUUGCAGCCCUGACCGCCUCUCUUCCGAUAUUAGAAGAAGUGGACCCUGAUGAUCAGUCUCCUCCACUAACCAGCCCCGAGGAAGAUAAUUCGGAGGAUGUUUUCUCUCGAAUCUUAAGGAUCAACAGAGGCUCCACUGUGAAGCUGUACAACGGGGAUAUUGUCCUGGACUCCACCUACAGUGCCACCACGUGUACCGACUGCCUGUGGACCAAGUCAGCAGAUGGGAAGGCCAGGGUGGCCUACACCCUCUCAUCUGAGUACAGCAUUAUGGAGAAGAUUUUAAUUACCGAAGCUUUGGAGACCUUCAACACAAUGACCUGCAUCCAGUUUGUAGAGAGGUCUACAGAAGAAGACUAUCUGAAUAUAUUCUCAGGAAAUGGGUGCUGGUCAUCUAUCGGGAAGACUGGAGGUUCCCAGGACCUCUCUCUGAUGAAGGGAGGGUGUAUGGUAAAGGGUGUUAUACAACAUGAGAUCCAGCACUCUCUGGGCUUCUUCCAUGAGCAGAGCCGCAGCGACCGAGACAAGUUUGUAGAUGUCCUGUGGCAGAACAUAAAUGAAGCUGACUGGGCUGAGUUUGAGUUAGCGGACACGAACAAUAUGGCGCUCCCCUAUGACUACUCUUCAGUUAUGCACUAUGGGAGGUAUUCCUAUUCCAAUACAUCGGAGCAGGCGAGCCUCAUCCCCAAACCAGACCAGUCUGUGGAAAUCGGGCAGAGAUACGGGCUGAGCUCACUAGACAUUUACAAGGUUAAGAAGCUCUAUGACUGUAAUGAGUGCAGUUAUUUACUCACGGGGAUCAAUGGCUCUCUGGACUUCGCUGCCUCCAUGUCAACGUAUUCUGAUGCCACAAACUGCCUCUGGCUUGUGAGAGUGAACAGAAACAAGGCGUAUCUGCAGUUUAACACAUUUAAUGUGUCACCCUCUGGCGAAUGCACUUCUUACAUCACGGUGUACGAUGGUUCCAGCAAAGACUCCCCAUUGUUGGUGGACAGGGCAUGUACUGACCAGGAGCUCCCCCUACUGGUGGCAUCUGGAAGUGCCUUGCUGGUGGAACUUGUGCGUGAAAUCUCUCUCUCAUCCUCUAAUUUAAAGGCUUCCUAUAGUUUAGUGGACUGCGGAAGGACCUACACCAGGGACAAUGGCACUGUCACCUCUCCUGGAUUUCCUGAGCCUUACCCAAACCUGUCCAACUGCAUCACAACAAUAUGGGCUCCCAUUGGGUAUCAGAUUGUCCUGAACUUCACAACGUUCGAUCUGGAAUUCUCUACUUCCUGUCUCUACGAUUACCUCAUUAUCAAUGAUGGGGGAAGGAUGGAUUCUCCUCCCGUGGGCCGAUAUUGCUCCAACGAUCCCGUCUCCACCAUCACUUCCACAGGAAACGUUCUACUCCUACAAUUCCGCACCGACAACUGGUUCAACAUGGCCGGCUACUCAGCGGACUACCAUUUCGUGCAAUCAUCAUAG